Messenger RNA from Camelina sativa (false flax), 702 nucleotides. RefSeq names its product membrane-anchored ubiquitin-fold protein 6. Lineage: Eukaryota; Viridiplantae; Streptophyta; Magnoliopsida; Brassicales; Brassicaceae. The record is from RefSeq and is a predicted model, not a curated record. Gene Ontology annotation, molecular function: protein binding.
UUUUUUUUUUUUUUUUUUUGUUUUCUUGGGAAAAAAUUGAAAGGAGAUGGCUGGUGAUGAAGAUUGGGUAGAAAUCAAGUUUAGACUCGCAGAUGGUACUGAUAUAGGUCCGAGCAAGUUUGAUCAAUCUAUGACUGUUUCCUCUCUUAAAGAGAAGAUCAUUUCUCUAUGGCCUAAAGAUAAAGAAAAUACUCCAAAAAGUGUAAAUGAUGUGAAGCUCAUCAAUGCCGGGAAAAUACUGGAGAACAAUAGGACACUUGCGGAAUCCAGGCUUCCGGUUGGGGAACUUCCUGGAAUGAUCAUCACUAUGCAUGUUGUUCUUCGCCCUCCUUCGCUAGACAAAAAGACCGAAAAGCUGCAGAAUGAUCCACCGAUUAAGAAUCGCUGCAUGUGCACCAUUUUGUAGCUGCAAGUAAAUUGGAUCAUAGAGAAUUUAUAUCCUUCAUGAUAAUGGCAUUGGUUGAUGAUGCUCCAUGGAACAGCUUCUGUAGCUUCAAACAAGCUUUGAGAAGUUCCUUCCUUCAGUACAAAAUGAUUGGCAUAGACAUAGAAAACAAAUGAUCUUCAUUAAAGAAUUUGGUUCCAUGUGUGUGGUUGUUAAUUUAUUUUUCAUUUGUUUUUUCUGUCAAAAAUGGCUCCACAAAAUGUACUACGAUUCUUGAAGGAUGGUUUUUCGUAUAAGUUAUAAUGUUCGAAGUGAUU